GCGGCACGCCGGCCCUCAGGCGUUUGCCGGGGCCACGCUGGUAGCCGGGAGCAGGCCGGGCGCUUGACCCGAGACCCAGAGCCUGCGACCUCUACGGUGGGGCUAGGCCGUCGGGUCGGUUUAAGGAGUGCCGCUCUCAGCUCUGACUGGUUGUGCUGCUGCAAUCCAUUACCUUCUUCUAAAGAUGCAUCCUGACUUAUCGCCACACUUGCACACUGAAGAAUGCAACAUCUUGAUUAACUUGCUUAAGGAGUGUCACAAAAAUCACAACAUUCUGAAAUUUUUUGGUCAUUGCAACGAUCUUGAUCGGGAGAUGAGAAAAUGCUUGAAGAAUGAGUACAUUGUAAAGAGGACUAAGAGCAGGGAGCAUGGCGAUGCGAUGCGAAAGAAACUCUUCAAUCCUCCAGAGGAAUCUGAAAAAUAAAUGAUAUUUUCUCUGAA
Tupaia belangeri chinensis (Chinese tree shrew) is the source of this 441-nucleotide messenger RNA. It is a transcript of the gene CMC2, whose product is annotated as C-X9-C motif containing 2. The transcript has 4 exons. Lineage: Eukaryota; Metazoa; Chordata; Mammalia; Scandentia; Tupaiidae. Bases 185 to 424 code for a protein of 79 amino acids. Gene Ontology annotation, cellular component: mitochondrion. The record is from RefSeq and is a predicted model, not a curated record.